CUCUCAACAGCCACGUAGGCAUUCUCUGCUCUCUGGAGGAAAAGGCCCAGCAGCUGUCGGAGGAAAAGACCCACCAGCUGUCAGCAAAGGGACAUGUCGCAGCUAAGUAAGAAUCUGGGUGACUCGAGUCCUCCGGCGGAGGCCCCGAAGCCGCCUGUCUAUAGCCGCCCUACGGUUCUGAUGCGGGCCCCGCCCGCUUCCUCCCGGGCUCCGCCAGUCCCUUGGGACCCACCUCCAAUUGACUUGCAGGCUUCAUUGGCCGCUUGGCAGGCACCUCAGCCUGCCUGGGAGGCCCCGCAGGGCCAGCUGCCCGCCCCGGUGCCUCCGAUGGCCCAGCCCCCGGCCCUGGGGGCCCCGCUGGUCCAGGCUCCCCCGCUGGGGGGCCCGAUGGGAAAGCCUCCGACUCCGGGAGUCCUGAUGGUCCAUCCGCCCCCUCCGGGAGCCCCGCUGGCCCAGCCUCCGACUCCGGGAGUUCUGAUGGUGCAUCCUUCGGCUCCCGGAGCCCCCAUGGCCCAUCCUCCUCCUCCCGGGACCCCCAUGGCCCAUCCGCCCCCUCCGGGCACCCCGAUGGCCCAUCCGCCCCCUCCGGGGACCCCGAUGGCCCAUCCUCCCCCUCCGGGGACCCCGAUGGUGCAUCCUCCCCCUCCGGGGACACCGAUGGCGCAUCCUCCCCCUCCGGGGACACCGAUGGCCCAGCCUCCAGCUCCGGGAGUCCUGAUGGCCCAGCCUCUGACUCCGGGAGUCCUGAUGGUCCAGCCUGCUGCUCCAGGAACCCCGAUGGCCCAGCCUCCGCCUCCCACAGCCGUGAUGACCCAGCCUCCGCCUGCAGGAGCGCCCCUGGCCAAGCCUCCGGGUCCUGGAGUCCUGAUGAUGCAUCCUCCAGGACCGAGAGUGCCCAUCACUCAGCCUCCAGCCUCGGGAGCAGCGAUGGCCCAGCCGGCUGCGCCCCCUGCGCAGCCCAUGGCUUCCUGGGCCCAGCAGGCUCAGCCUCUGAUCCUGCAAAUCCAGUCUCAGGUCAUAAGGGCUCCUCCACAGGUCCCCCAGGGCCCGCAGCCGCUGUCUGUCCCACUGUCUGCCCCACAGGCUGUGCACUGCCCGUCCAUCAUCUGGCAGGCGCCCAAAGGCCAGCCGCCGGUGCCUCACGAGAUGCCGUCGUCGAUGGAGUACCAGGAGGUGCAGCCGACCCAGGCGGUGACCUGGCAGGCCCCGAAGGCCCCCACUCACUUCUGGCAGCCCCUGCCAGCCCAGGAGGCCCAGAGGCAGGGCCCCCCCCUGGUCCAGCUGGAGCAGCCCUUUCCGGGAGCCCCGCCCUCCCAGAAAGCCCUGCAGAUCCAGCUACCCUCCCAGCAGGCCCAGCCCUCGGGCCCGCAAGCAGAGCUGCCCCAGCUGCAGCUCCAGUCCUCGUGGCAGGCCCCACCGGCAGUCUUGCAGGCGCAGCCCGGAGCCCCCGUAGCGGCAGCAAAUUUUCCCCGGGGCUCUGCUAAGUCACUGAUGACUCCGUCAGGAGAUUCCAGGGCCUCUUCUGUAGAGGGCAGGGCCACUUCCAAAGAGCGUAGGACCUCUUCGAAGGAUCGCAGGGCCCCUCCAAAGGACCGCAUGAUCUUUGCUGCCACCUUCUGUGCUCCCAAGGCAGUGUCACCUGCCCGAGCACACCAGCCAGCGGCCUGGAAAAACUUGCCUGCCACAUCGGAGACCUUUACUGCCACCCCAAGGGUCUUCCCAGCUACCUCCCAGUUUCAGCCUGCCUCUUCUAAUGCCUUUAAAGGCCCAUCUGCCACCUCAGAGACCCCGAAGUCACUGCCAUUUGCUCUGCAGGAUCCAUUUGCCUGUGUGGAGGCCCUGCCUGCCGUUCCCUGGGUCCCGCAGCCCCAUGUGAAUGCUUCACAGGCAGUGCCCACCAUCCUGAUGGCCACAGCAGCUGCCCCCCAGGCAACGGCCGCGGUUCCCGAGGCCUCGAAGACCUCCCUCGAGCCGCCACGCCGCUCAGGCAAAGCCACGCGGAAGAAGAAGCAUCUGGAAGCCGAAGAAGACAGCCGGGGCCAUGCGCUGGCCUUCCGUGACUGGCAGGGCCCACGGGCCUGGGAGAACCCGAAUGUGAGUGGCUGGGAAGUCCAGAGCCCUCUCCAGGUCUUGGGUGACCGGGCGUGCCCAAACGCUCCCCAUAGCCUGAGUGGCUGGGAGGGCCCUAGAACCUCCAGGAUCCUGAGUGGCUGGGAAGGGCCCAGCACAUCUUGGGUCUUGAGUGCCUGGGAGGGUCUGAGCACCUUGAGGGCCUGUGGUCUCUCUGAAGUCCCAGGGAGCCCUCAGCCCUUGACCACUUCUGAGGUCCCAAGUGUCACUCAGGGACCCAGUGCCACCCAGGAUGGUCCCAAGGGGGAGGCUCAGCCUUUGUCUCCCUUGAAUGAGAGAGCAAACACAUUGGUGCAGUUCCCCUUGGUCAAGGACCAAGCCAAGGUGCCCCUCCAGCGCUCGGAGAUGGUGAAACUCAUCAUCCGAGAGUAUAAAGACGAGUGCUUAGAUAUCAUCAACCGUGCCAACAAUAAGCUGGAGUGUGCCUUUGGUUAUCAAUUGAAGGGAAUUGAUACCCAAAACCACGCUUAUAUGAUCAUCAACAAGCUGGGGCAGCCUAAAAGUGAGGCAGUGGCAUCCUUGUUAGACAAGCCCAAGUUAGGCCUGCUGAUGGUUGUCUUGAGCCUUAUUUUUAUGAAAGGAAAUUGUGUCAGGGAGGAUCUGAUCUUCGACUUUUUGUUCAAGUUAGGGUUGGAUGUCCGGGAGACAAGUGGUCUCUUCGGAAAUACGAAGAAGCUCAUCACUGAAGUGUUCGUAAGGCAGAAGUACCUAGAGUGCAGGCGCAUCCCCUACACUGAGCCAGCGGAAUACGAGUUCCUCUGGGGCCCUCGAGCAUUCCUCGAAACCAGCAAGAUGCUCGUCCUGAGGUUUUUGGCCAGGCUCCAUACGAAAGAUCCACGGUGCUGGCCAUUCCAUUACCUUGAAGCGCUGGCAGAGUGUGAAUCCGAAGACGUAGACGAGGAUGAGCCUGAAGCUGGUGACAGUGCCGGCAGCUCCACCAGCAGCCCCCGUCCCCACUAAUGUGUGUGUGUGGCAAACAUCUCUCAUUCAUUUGGCUCCUUGGCCAGAGGCCACUGGCAGGGUUGGGGGGGACAUUUCGUUUCUGGUGUUUAUGUUCUGGCUUCACGUGUGUAAGUUUGGAUUUCCAAUUUUGUUGCAUAUCUGCCAAAGCUUUGUACAUUCUCAUGUGGUGUUGAUUUCAGUCCGCUACUGUUCCGUUUCGUAUUUUGGCAUCAGUAUUUUUAAGUGAGAUCUGUGGCUUUCUGUUUUGUGUUAUAAUUGUUUUGUUUUGGUAUCAGAGUUGUGCUAGCUUUGUGAAAUGAAUUGAGAAGCUAUCCAUCUCAUUCUGGUACAGUUUAUGUAGCAUUGUAAUCAGUUGUUCUUUGAACGUUAAAAUGAUUUGUCAGUAAAAACUGUCUACAGAAAAGUAAAUAUAUCUAUAUAUCUAUAUCUAUAUCUAUAUAUAUAAAUAUACUUUCAGCAUAA
Carlito syrichta (Philippine tarsier) is the source of this 3555-nucleotide messenger RNA. RefSeq names its product MAGE family member L2 (gene MAGEL2). Gene Ontology annotation, cellular component: nucleus. Gene Ontology annotation, biological process: negative regulation of transcription by RNA polymerase II. The record is from RefSeq and is a predicted model, not a curated record. NCBI's taxonomy places the organism in Eukaryota, Metazoa, Chordata, Mammalia, Primates, Tarsiidae. The transcript is spliced from 2 exons. Bases 94 to 3090 code for a protein of 998 amino acids.